AUGCUCCCUCCAGUGACAGGCGAUACUAAAGCAACACUGACAAUAAACAGUUUCCAAAAGGGAGGUGAUGGUGGUGGUCCGUCGGAGUGUGACAACCGAUACCACUCUGAUGACACACCAGUUGUGGCGCUGUCAACUGGAUGGUACAAGGGAGGGGAUAGGUGCCACAAGUAUAUUACCAUCAAUGGAAAUGGGAGGAGUGUAAAGGCAAUGGUUGUGGAUGAGUGUGACUCUACUAUGGGGUGCGAUGGUGAUCAUGACUAUCAGCCACCUUGCCCUAAUAAUAUUGUUGACGCUUCCAAAGCAGUGUGGAAGGCGUUAGGGGUAUCCGAGGAUAACUGGGGAGAUUUGGAUAUUACUUGGACAGAGUGA
This is a messenger RNA of Lactuca virosa, 372 nucleotides long. Lineage: Eukaryota; Viridiplantae; Streptophyta; Magnoliopsida; Asterales; Asteraceae. The record is from the annotation of a GenBank genome assembly.